UAGCAGCAGUGGUGUGCUGCCCCCUUUAGGUACUAUCAAUGUGUUGCAGCAAAUGUGUCUGCGCAAGCGCAGUGGGAGUGCGGGCGCCGUUUGUGCCGUGGUUUCGGGUGAGCAUUCCUGGCAACGUCUCGCUCGGAGAACAGGCUGGAGACUGACGGUGAACCAACGGCUGUUUCCUCCAACGUCUGGGGAGUUAUUAUUAACGGACUAACAGAAACACCGGAGCGAGUUUUAGACUAAAGUACAGAGCUUCCUCUGCCUGCACAGUCACACCAAACCUCACCUCAUUUGCUCUGUCUGCACAGCUGAAGGCAGAAAAGGAAACUGGAAAUAAUCCAAAAGGAAGACUAGGAUCCAGACUAGUCCCACUAUGAACCUCUGAAAACUUUCCCCAUCUCCCUAUUAAAAGCAAUGCUUCUGGGAGCUAGAGGCCACAACACCAUUAGCAGAGUGUGUGUGGGCCCCCUGCCUAGCACCCCUCCUGAGAUGGGAUACCAGAUGCCUGCCCACCGGCCCUGAGCUCUCCCGGGGCGCCAUGAACACCUACAGAGACAAAGGGGUAACCUGCAACUCAUCAGACCUUCUGGAUGGAGGCGGAGGGUUACCCCAAAACACCCCACUUUGUCACACCCCUAAUGGCCACCCAGCCCCUGGCCCCACAGAACUGACAGUCCAACCUCGCAUUUCUGUGCCCAAAAUGGGUGUUCGUGCACGGAUCGCCGAAUGGCCUCCUCGUCGUGCACAGUCCCGGGAGUCACUGCUUGAAAACGGGCAAAACGGUAGCAAUCACUACGAUGACUGCUCCAUCACAAUGUCGGUUUUGUCACCUGACGUCAGGCUGGUGCGAGGAGGGGUCGCAAGGCUGCCCCGUAGAUGGUCGAAGGAGAUGGAGAUCAGAAGCGGAGGGUUCAGCGGUGAAAGAGGUUCGUCUUUCAAUCUAAGAGUCUUCCCACCAUUGAGACAGCGCUCCAGCAGUGAAGUGACGCUCAGUGAACAGGAUGAAAAUGAGGUGGAGGCUCGAGGAGGUGGCGGGUUUGGAAACCGGUUCAGAGAGUAUGGCAGCACCUCUUCCAUCGACAUCCAGGGCAUUCCUGAGCAAGGUUUCUUUGAGAUGCUUAGUCAGUUCCACCAGGAGAGGCCUGACCAGCGCAGCUCAGCUCCUGUACAACUCAGAGAGCUGCUACAAGUUCCGGACUCAUCGUCCAAAGCACCUUUCCAUGCUGCUCCCUCGCCUGGUCCCACAGGUGGGGAUGAAAAAGGAACAGGGAAGAAGGAUAGCACUGAGAGAGUGAGGAAAAAAAGUGGGGGGACAGAGUCAUCACUGGGUACUUCCUCUUUGUUCCGGAAACUUCGGAGUUCUAGUCGAGGGGAGCUGGAUGGAGGAAAGGGAGAGGGUAAUGAGGACAGAGGAGCGAGAGGUUCAACAGAUGCCUCCUACAAACCCUGGGUUUGUCCUAAGAGCUUUGUUCAUUUUGAUGCUCAGAGCGUCCUGUUUGACCUCCACGAGGCAGCGGCUCAGCGUGGCUUUUCUACUCAGAGGAGGAACACUGCCACAGGGGCAUCAGCCGCUUCAUCCCUAUCUGGCUCCAGAUCAUCAGCCCCGAGCCUGAACGACCCCAUUUACUCCAGCAUCGAGGACCUGACCCUUAACCUCGAUCAGAGCACCACAACCCCUUCCCUACCCAUGGACCCUCUGGAUGGGCCUGCAGCUCACAGUUCAAGCCUACUGCUCCUCUCCUGUCCCCAUUUCCUCAAUGAGAUAGGAGGGUACAAGGAAAGAAAUGUGAGCUUCCUCAGCUCCUCAACAGAGCAAGGCGAAGGAGACGGAGGAAGAGGGUGGUUGAGGAAGAGCAAUGCCAGUGUGUCUGCGCUGGAGAUCCCAGAAGAAGAGCAGGCGAAGAGACUGGAAAGACUGAAACUAUACAGCAUAGAGCAUGUAGACCAGGGAGCUCGCUACUACAGAGACUACUUCCAUGGAAAAGAGCACUCAAACUACUUUGGAACGGAUGAUAAGCUGGGCCCUGUGGCCGUGAGCAUUCGCAGGGAGAAGGUGGAGGACAGCAAUGACCUGAAAGACCAGUACCAGUACCGCAUCAUCGUCAGGACCAGUGAGCUUGUGACCCUCCGAGGCUCCAUCUUGGAAGAUGCUGUUGCAUCUACAGGGAAACACGGCACUGUCCGAGGUCUUCUGCUCAAAGAGGUCCUGGAGCAGGUCGUCCCUGACCUCAACGUCUCCUGUUUGAGACUGGCGCUCAGCACAGCCAAAGUCACCGAACAGCUCCUCAAACUGGAUGAACAGGGGCUGAGUCACAAGCACAAGGUGGGUGUUCUCCUGUGUCGUGCGGGCCAGGGUACCGAGGAGGAGAUGUACAACAACGAGGAGGCGUCGCCUGCCUUCUCUGCCUUCCUGGAGCUGCUGGGGGAGCAGGUGCUCCUCAAAGGAUUCUCAAAAUAUGCUGCACAGCUCGACACAAAGACCGACUCAACAGGCACGCACUCCCUUUACACCACCUACCAGGGCUAUGAGGUGAUGUUCCACGUGUCCACCAUGCUGCCGUACAUGCCCAACAACCCACAGCAGCUCCUGAGGAAGAGGCACAUAGGUAACGACAUUGUCACUAUAAUCUUUCAAGAGCCCGGGGCGCUGCCUUUCACCCCUCAAAACAUCAGGUCCCAUUUCCAGCAUGUCUUUGUUAUUGUUCGGGUACACAACCCCUGCUCCGACAGCACCUACUACAGUGUUGCUGUAACACGGAUGGAAGACGUUCCCUCCUUUGGACCACCCAUUCCCAGCGGAGUCACCUUUCGUGACCCAGAGAACUUUCGUAACUUCCUGCUAGCCAAAGUUAUUAAUGCAGAAAACGCUGCGCACAAGUCGGAUAAGUUCCAUACCAUGGCAACACGAACACGGCAGGAGUACCUUCGGGACCUGGCUGAGAACUACGUCAGCAGCACGCCCCUGGACUCAGUUGGAAAACUGAACAACCUCAUCUCCCUUGCAUCUAAGAAACGUGAGCGAACGAAAGCAAGAGAGGGAGCAGAGCUGGAAGCCGCCGGGUCAGUGGCCUGGAGAGUCCUGGCCCAGGACUUCAGCGGAGGAGCUGCGGAGCUUCCCUGUGCUUUGGGUAUAUCAGCCGAAUACGUGGUUCUCAUUGACUGCUCCACCAAAGAGGUGGUGUUUAACUGUUUCUGUGGGGACGUGAUCGGCUGGACGCUGGAGCGGCUGGCGUUAAAGAUCUUCUACGGAAGAGGGGACCACAUUGCAGUGAGAGUACCAGACGGAUCUGCGCAGGACAUCAGGGAGAUGGUGCAGAGGUUAAAGUCAUUGACAGUAGGGUGUGAGACGGUGGAUAUGACACUAAGAAGAAACGGGCUGGGACAGCUGGGCUUUCAUGUUCGUGUCGAUGGCACUGUGGCUGAGGUGGAGGAGUACGGAUUUGCCUGGCAGGCGGGACUGAGGCAAGGCAGCCGACUGGUGGAGAUCUGCAAGGUGGCCACUGUGACGCUCACUCAUGAGCAGAUGAUUGACCUGCUGAGGACUUCUGUCACUGUCAAAGUGGUCAUCAUUCCUCCGUAUGAAGAGGGCAAACCUCGCAGGGGCUGCACAGAGGAGUACGAGAUGAAGACCAUGGAGCAGAAACCAGAGCCUGAGCCUCUGGCAGCAGGAUACCGACCUUACCCCCGCCAAACGUGGCGAUGGGAGAGCUCACCUAUUCCUACAGGGCUCCUCAGCGCUCCCAACCUCCAGCGCUGGGGCCCCAUGGGCCCCCCACUUCCCCGCUCACAGAAGACCCUGAUGCCAGUUCCUUACAGAGAGCCACAGUACCUCAGCGUCAAGAGGCCUGUAAGCUACCCAGAGAACCACUACAGCCUCUCUCCUGCAGGAGGUGACAGAGUCCUGCCCUACAGAAACCCCUCAGCCAGUUUCUCCUCACCCUCCCCGGGCUUGGUUGCCCUCUCCGUCUUGGGCUCACCUGGAUUCACUCCAGGCUCCUUUGUACGCUACAAGCCCUCCCCUGACAGGCAUGGAUCAGUACAGCGCCCCCUGCUGCCCUUUGAGCCCCACUUCAGUAUAGGCAUCACCUCUAGUGGAGAGUCUUCCUCUGGCUUCACCAGCCAGGAGAGCACAAUGGAGCGCUGCAAAACAGAGCCCCUCUGGCAUGUCCCAGCAUCAUCGUCUCGAGGACCAGGUGGCGGAGGGGGGCAAAGGAGAAUAACCAGACAGGAUGUCCCGGCCAAAGACUCUCCAAACAGACACUCAAAGGGUGAGGCUCAGUACUCCAGCCACUCCAGCAGCAAUACGUUGUCCAGUAACGCGUCCAGCAGCCACAGCGAUGAACGCUGCUUUGACGGUGGACCUGGAGGAGAGCGGGUAGGCGGCGGAUUUCUUGGUGACCCGGCCGAACCUGACCCCGACCUUCUUCACAAAGGGGGCUCCAAUGACAGCGGCAUUGAGGCCUCCACACACUACAACCACACUCACCGUGGAAACAAGACCAGCAACCAGCCCCAUAAACCCAUGCACCCCUCCGCGACCUACAGCGGCUUUCCAGAGCUGUCAAUGGGAAGGAGCAGCAACGGGGGAGAGUCGAAGAGACGAGAGUCUUCACCCAUUAUCCCAGCCGAUCAGAACAAAGGGUACAUAUCGAAGACGUUCCCACUUCCCGGCUCUAGUGCUGAAAAAAUGGAUGCUUUCAAAUCCCGGUCCUUCACCCCGCAGGGCUACAAGACGCCAACAGCAGAGAAGGCACGACCUGUUCGAGCCUCUACGGCGAUGCCAACCUCGGCUCAGAUGGGCCCCGCUUCUUUAUCAAGCUCCGCCCCCAAGGCGUUUUACAGGAAGAGCAAACCGAGCAGUCAUCAGACAGAAGAGACCAGCACAUCUUCUUCAGACACGACCACGGCUUCCAGUUCUGACAGCAACAACAAGAACAGGCAGGUGGAUACAAAUUCAAAGAACGUGUUUGGGCAACCUCGGCUCCGAGCAUCGCUGAGAGACCUCCGAUCUCCACGUCGGACAUACAAGAGCACCAUCGAGGACGACCUGAAGAAACUUAUCAUCAUGGACAACCCCGGUGAGAUGCAGCCAUCUGAUCCGUCUCCCAGACACACGCUGCAGCGCACAUUUUCAGACGAGUCCCUCUGCAGCGGGCGCAGAGAGGCCGCCUUCGCCUGCUCUGAGAGCCAAACCAACCCCGGUGACGUACUGUUCACCUGUACGCUGCCCACACGCAAACACUCGAGCUCCAUUAACAACUCCAACCACUCACAUAGUAAAAAGAUGCCGCUGUCUGCGUCAGAGUUGUCCCUGAUGGAAAUGAGAGACAAAGUUCCUCCCCUGAGGAGACUCGACCCGGGGCUGAUGCCGCUCCCUGACACUGCCAGUGGACUGGAGUGGUCCAGCCUGGUCAAUGCUGCAAAAGCCUUUGAAGCACAAAGAGCGGUUUCCCUCUUCUCUCUGACCGAGCCGCAGCUUGGAGGUCCAGAAAUGAGGCCGGCUGCCAGUCCAGUUCAGUUUACCACUCCUCAGACACCACGGACCACACCAACGUUCAGUGGAGAUGAGGCGUCCAAUGAUUUGUCGGGUCGGCUCAACCAACUUGAAGUGAUGCUAAAACAACUGAACAAUGAUCUAGAGAAGGAGAAGCAGGAUAAAGUCGUCCUGCUGGCAGAGAUGGCAAACCUGAGACAAAAUAACCAGCGGCUGCAGGAAGAGAGUCAAACAGCCAGCGAGCAGCUGCGCAAGUUCAACACUAUUUUCACCAACCUCAAGACCGGAAGUGACCACGAGGCAUAGCCUGUGAUGCAGGACGCCAGCUCCCACAGGGAGUAAUGGACCAGAACCAGACUGGGGGGUUCAAACUAUGAAACAUAUUUAACUACCCAGUGGACUGCCUUAAAACAGAGACAGUGACAACAGACCACCUGGACUGUAACAUACAGCUCUCCCAGAGAGGAUGUGUCUGCACCUGUGUGCGCUCUGAGCCCGUUUAUUUUUCUAAACUGAAGUGAAAACAUCUCAUUGGACUCGUGAUGCUACUAUGCUGGAGGAGUAACCAGGAGAGGAGGUCCUGACUGUUUAAGAGAACACUACAUCACCUGGAGAGGCCUAAUACUGUUUCUGCAGCAAAUCAGCCAAAAAAAAAGAGAGUGCAUUUCCCAGAAUGCACUGCACGCUGUGGAAGCUCUUCAGAUAUGAACAUAUAGAUGCCUGUGUGGUACGAAUAUCAUGCAUCAAUAUCAUCAACGUCACACUAACCUGCUAAAGUGAGAGGUGUGUGGUGGUAGGAAACUCCUUAAAGGCACUACAGUGUCUGCUUGAUGCACCCGGCAUUCAAGUCCUUUAGAGAGAGAGAGAGUGUGUGUGUACGUGUGUGUGUGUGUGUGUACGUGUGUGAGAAAACAAACUUGUUUACUGUAACAUGAACCUUUCAGGCUCUGUUCUCUAACAUGGAUGAACUGUGGCUCUCAGAUGUGAAACAAGCCAUUGUUGCUCUGAUCUGAGAAGAUGUCAUGAAACUAAAACUCAGUGAGACAAUAACGUCAUAUCUUCUAGUUUGGACCUGACUCCCUGUUUUAGCAGCACCAGACGAUCAUCUCAGACCCAAACGUUCUGGAUCUUUGUUUUAACCUCAGUUACUACAGUGUGUCUUUUAAAGAACAGUGAUGGCGUUUUGGAGUCCUGCAUGUAUAGUGUUGCAAAAGACCAAAAGUUUUAGUAUUUUAUAAGAAGGAUAAGUUUACCAGGAAAUAUUUCACUAACUUUUAGAUCAACCUUCAGUUUUCAAGCCUGUAAAUGUUGUUUAAGGGCUUAAAAACAGUCCUAAACAACAUUUUUAAGGUCAAAGCUCCGUCUGGCUUCUCAGGAGACUAAAUGAGCCCAAUCCCUCAAAAUGCCAGCCUGUCCCUUUAACUUAAAUCAGUAUGAACCUGAACUGGAAUUCACUGAACAACACUGUGUGUGAGCGUGUGUUAACAUGGGCAUCUCAGUAAAUAAAAACCUCAAAAAGUGUUUGUUAUAUAGAUUUAAUACUCAGUGAUAGAAUAUUUUGCUGAUAGAUUUCAUGUAUGAAACUUGCAGCUAAUAAAAACUUAAGUCCGUAAAAGUCAGAAAAUUCAAAAAUUACAACAAAAUAGACUAAAGACAAAUAAUUUUCAUUCAGAAAUGUUUUGUCAUGGCCACACAAUCAUGGGGAUGACUGCUGGCUUGACUGUUAACUAGCAGACAGUCUUCUGCACCCUCCACAAGCAUAUUAAUGGAACGUUAAGUGGAAGGAAAACGUGUGGAGGAUAUAGGUGCACAAGAAAAACUUUGAGUUUCACUUUUUGAAUUGGAUUGCUGUAAUAAACUACAUUUUUCAAUGAUAUUCUAACUUACUGAAAUGCCUUGUUUGGUGUGUGUGUGUGUGUGUGUGUGUCCCGAUAUGCUAUAAUGAACCCAAAAAACUAUUUAUACAACUAGCUUCCCUAAUUAUGUUGUCUACUAUAGCUAUUUUCCUACAGAAAGUGUCUUUUUAGGACCCUGGAUCUGAGAUAUUUCUGAUAAAAACUUCUUUAGUGAACUUUCCAACCCUCUCAGGUUCUGUGAUGCUGUUAAGCGCAGCAUCUUCACCAUCAGAGAUGUUGUGCUGCUGUUUAUACUCUCUUCGACGUCCCUUUAAUGUUUCUGGUUCGAAGGACUUUUUAAAGAUGACGUUGGACCCAGUUUGUUUGCAUGUAAUCUACAAAUUUAAGGGCAAAUACGGACUUUUCGACCCGAUCUUGUUUAUCAACGGCUUACUAAUUAUUCUCCAUGAGAUGACUAAGUGCAAACGCUGUGAUAUUUUAGUUUGUUUCCAAUUUUUUAUGCUCUCUCGCUGUUAAAACAUAACUUGAAAUUAGGCAUUUCUUCUGCUUGUCUGUGGAUAGAAAUGCAGCUUGAGCUUUGAUGUCACUGAUUCUCUCGGAUCCUCUGAGAUAUUCCUCAACUCUAGGUUUAGAUUUGACACUUCGACCAACCAGGAAGCAGCUUCAGCCCUCGUGUUUGUAGUGAAGGACACCAUCCUGUAGAAAACGUUCUUCCACCCAGCUUUGCAGGUGUUGCUCGAACUUUAGUCUUAAUUUCCUGUUUGCUUUUGUGAAAGGGUUGCGGUUUCUUAUUUUCUAUAUAUAUUAAAUAUAAAUCGGGCUAUGAAUAAUUUUAAGCUAUUUAAAGCAUACACAACCCCCCUGAUGAACAAGUCAGUCAUGCAUUAUUAUUGGUAAUUUUGUUUAAUUGUUAAAUAUUUUUGUAAUUUAUUUUUUAACCCAUUGACCACCGUUGCAGAGUAGUAAGAGAAGGUACUGUGUUUUAAUCGUGAUGUUUUACCUCUGAUUUCUCUGUGCAUCAGGGGUACGUUCAGAAAAAACAAAGCGUUCUGGAUUUAUUUGGGUUGUAAUAACUUGUACAUUUGAAAGUGUAAAUUAUGUUUCCAUUAUUUUAUAAAAAAAAUAUUAAAAAUAACUAUGAACACUU
Molecule: messenger RNA, 8494 nt
Organism: Girardinichthys multiradiatus
Lineage: Eukaryota; Metazoa; Chordata; Actinopteri; Cyprinodontiformes; Goodeidae
Gene: sipa1l3
Product: signal-induced proliferation-associated 1 like 3
Exons: 24
Coding region: 536-5797 (1753 amino acids)
Biological process (GO): regulation of small GTPase mediated signal transduction; activation of GTPase activity; epithelial cell morphogenesis
Cellular component (GO): plasma membrane; cytoplasm; Golgi apparatus
Molecular function (GO): protein binding; GTPase activator activity
Source: RefSeq, a predicted model, not a curated record